CUCAUUCAUCACACUUAUUAAUCACACAUCUAGUUACUAAUUUGUCUAAUCUAUUUGUAUCUAAAUUUUAAGUGGAGAUUAACACUGAUUUCACAAUCUUCUUCAGGGUUGUCCCGAUAGGAAUUACUGGGAUUCCUCUUGUUAAUACAAUUUACAUAUUUAUCUUCUAUAAAAAAUUUUCAUAUUAAAUUAUUCUAAUUUUAAAAUGUAAUUUAAAUAAUUUAUUUAUUCAUCUUUAUAAUGUUAAAUUUUGGGAGUAAUAAUUUUAACCACUUUACACAAGUAAAUAGUACCAAAAAUGAACCUCUCAGCCUCUUUAUUACCCACGAAGAUGAUGAAAAUUUAAAUUAUAAUUUUUCUCUAAAAUCUUUCGAAAUUUGCUCCAAAUUCACGAAAUCAUCAGAUAACAAUGUGAGUGACAAUGAGGAGGAAGUACAGUCUACCAGUGAAAUGUGUGAGUAUUUUGUGAAUUGUGAUGGUCAGAUUAGGGAUGUUGACAUAUUACACACUUUGGUAUAUUCUCAGUUUGAGAAUGUACUAUUAAUCCUAGUGGCAACAAAUUCUACAUCACAUUACUUCACAAAUGAAGACGAUUUUUACACAUUUUUACAGCUUUACACUUUGAAAUUUGACUCUGAAAACUCUUUAAAUUUGGAAAAUUCACUCCAAUUAUUAUCUUUAUUUCCUGUAAAGAUGGAUUAUUGUGUGCAAUUGAAGUGGUUACAGGUGAAUUAUGAGACGGGUUUUCUAUUUGCAGUUUUACUCUUUAAUUCUGGAAAAGUUAAAAUUGCCAGAUUUAACAUCAAUAAACUGUCAAACUUACUCCAAUCCACUCAGGACCUUAGUAAGAGAGUGCUGGAUUUGGAAUUUGUGUGGGAAUAUAAUCAGAACAUUAAUUACAAUAAUAAAAUCAAUUGCUUCGAUAUUUCAUACAAAAUUUGUGAAUCAUUGGUGAUGUUGGCUUGUGGUACGAAUGACGGGUUUUUACUCAUUUUGGAUUUCAACUUAAACCUCUUCAACUCCAACACUCACACAUCAGACACCAAAGACGAGGUUGACUGUAUCGAAGUUGAUUCUGAAGUUGUAGAUUCCUUUAAAACUGUUCCAGUCUUAACUGGUGUCAAUAACACACCCGUCUACAGAUCAAUUUUAUCACUCAAUUUCUUACCCUUACCAAACUCUUUCAUACUCGCAAUCGGCACUUUCUCCAAAGGCGUCGUCCUAUGGGACGUACGACAUGUUGAUGGUGAGCUGAAAACGUAUAGUAAUAUAAUGAAACCAGUGAAUAAAGUUAAUUGGAGUAGGAAUAGUCAAUUUUUAUUAUGUUGUACGUCAAGUGGUUUGUAUAUUGACUGGCAGAACAACACUACUGCCAAUUCAAUUAACCCUGUGAAACUUAGUAAAGAUAAAAUAAAUAAUGUUUGGGAUAAUAUUUGCUGGAAUGUAGACUCCUCCGAUGAUACCAUCACAUACUCUUUCGAUUCCGGACAGCUGAUACAAUUGAUGAUGUCAAAUAUGAAUAAGAAGAAUAUUUAUAAUGAUUUCACAAUUUAUCAAUGGGAUUUCCUCAAACCACAGAUGGAGAUGGAAGUGUAUAAGUAUUCUGAUUCAAUGGUUGAUAAUGUGAAUUAUUCAAUGAAGAAUAGAUUCAUUAAGGAUUUAAAUUUUGCUAAAAAAGUCGGCAUUUCAAUCACCAAAUCCAACUCAAGUGUUAACACUUCAAAUGUUGAACCAAAUGAUAAUCUCUUAAAAAUGAGGACUAAAAUCUUAUCACUCAACACGGUUAAGAGUAUGAUGACGAGUAUUUCAAGUUAUAAGAUUAAUUUAAUGGUGUAUGGAGGGAAUCUGGGACUCCUACACCUAAUACUAACGGUUGAAUAAUUCCAAAUUUUAAUCAUUUUGGCAUCAACUCAUUCGCAUAAUUCAGGCCAAACAACUAUAAACAUUUAUACUAUAGCUAGAGUAAUUGGCGUAUC
Molecule: messenger RNA, 1976 nt
Organism: Theileria parva strain Muguga
Lineage: Eukaryota; Apicomplexa; Aconoidasida; Piroplasmida; Theileriidae
Exons: 10
Coding region: 241-1881 (546 amino acids)
Molecular function (GO): protein binding
Source: RefSeq, a predicted model, not a curated record